Messenger RNA from Mytilus trossulus (common blue mussel), 2393 nucleotides. RefSeq names its product tyrosinase-like protein. Bases 26 to 2122 code for a protein of 698 amino acids. The transcript is spliced from 6 exons. Gene Ontology annotation, molecular function: oxidoreductase activity. The record is from RefSeq and is a predicted model, not a curated record. Lineage: Eukaryota; Metazoa; Mollusca; Bivalvia; Mytilida; Mytilidae.
UUGUGCAACUAAACGACGGUUCGGUAUGGAAGCCAUUUUGUACUUAAUCCCUUUCAUAAGUUCUGUGUUCAGCAUGAUGACAGAAAAUGAUAUGCCAGAAAUAUUGUGUAAAUGUUUUAAUGAAAAGGCGGAUUCGAUAACCACAAUGCCAGCAGACCUAAUUUUAUACACAUGUGUUAAUAAGUAUCUUGCAGAAACCUGGUUAGAACGCUAUCAACCGCCAAGGCUGACUGACCCUGAAACAAUCAACUGGUUAAAAUCGCUUGGUCGGAAAGUAAAAGGACAAGAAGACAACAUUCGAACAAAAAGACAAGCAGUCAGAAGAGUAAGACGGGAAAUCAGAACACUUACAGAUGCACAACGGGGAAGAUUUAUUCGAGCUGUUCAACAGCUAAAAACACGAAGAAUCGGACGAACCAACAGAUAUGAUGCUUUAGCUAGUGCACAUGAGGGGAACGCCCUUGGAUCAGCACAUGGUGGGCCAAAUUUUCCGUCAUGGCAUCGAGAAUACCUCAAACUAUUUGAAGCUGCUCUACAGGAAAUUGAUAACCAAGUUACCUUACCAUACUUUGAUAGUAGAUUGGAUUAUAACUUGCGUGACCCUAGAGAAUCAAAUUUUUGGGCCCGUAGUUUCAUGGGCGAUCACAGAGGUGUGGUAUCAAAUGGACCUUUUAGAUUUUGGCGUCAGCGUAAUGGUGCAUACUUAGAAAGAAAUGGUGGAGCAUCUGGUUCAAUGAUUUCACCAAGGGGGGUAACAAAUGUACUAUCCAGAAGAAGGAAUAUUGAUAUAUUGUCACCUUGGGCAAAUGGCAGAUAUGGUCUUGAAAACUACCAUAACGCUGUACACAUGUGGGUUGGUGGUACAAUGCUUGGAAUAAAUACAGCUCCAGGUGAUCCAGUAUUCUUUCUGCAUCACUGCUUUAUAGACUAUGUUUGGGAGGUGUUCCGACAAAGACAAAGACGACAAAGACCAAGAGUAGAUCCAGAAAGGGACUAUCCAUUUGAUAGUCGUGCUCCUCGAUCUCAGACACCAAACCGAAUUAUGGACAACCUAGGAACUGGGAAGAGGAAUAUUGAUGGGUACAACAAUGAUUACACAGAUCAAUAUUACAGAUAUGCAAGCAGUCCAAGAACAUGUCGUCAAUGUAGAACUAACCGAUACCCCAAUCUUAGAUGUGGAGACUUGCAGAGAGGACUCUGUUCUGCUAAAACCAGACCAGUGAGCGAAAGCAGAGCAAAAACUUUCCGCAAUACUAUAAAAAAUACAGAUCUAGGAAUAACGAAGACAUUUUCAUCUACAAUUACAGACAAUAGAAAGACCACAACUCGUAAAAGGAGGUCAACAGGUGAUUGGAUUGUAUAUGAAAAUUUCCUAGAGGAGAAAAAAGUCAGUGAAAUUAGGCGAAUGAAAAGAUCGACCAAUUCCACGAGGAACAGUACGAAAGAGCGAACAACUGACACAAACAACAUGGACUCUUCCAUGCAAAACUCAUUUUUACUGGAUGGCGUUCCUGAUAUUAAGCGUUGGGUAUUCAUACCAGUUAAAAUUGUUCACCGACGUCCGUCUGGUUUACUAUUUGGCUCAAAAGUGAUAAAGAAUAAAAAUAUUGUAGACAGAGUUGAUGUAUAUUCAUAUAACAACUACAUGAAUUAUACAGAUGAAGAGCAGCAAUCAGCAUAUUCUCAUAGUUUUACUUCCGGGUCAGGGGCAGACAAAGUAUAUGUUCAGGUUGACGGUAUGUCAUACAAUGGAAAGUAUGUAGAUUAUUCGAUAGUUGAUUCCAGACUCCCUGUAUCUGAAUCUGUUGCUUUCGUUGCUGUAAAAAAUCCGAAACUUAAUUCUAGCAUUUCUUACAUAUCUGCUUACGACUCACAUGGUCGGAUUUGUCGCCCAUAUUGUCAGUCGUACGAAUCGUACGGGCCAAAUUCAAACCAGGAUAGACAAUGUUCCGGGGUGGUUAACCUGACUGAAGAAGAACCUAGAAUGUAUGGUGAUGAUAUCGGCGAGGUAACACAACUACUAUAUAAGUCUGGAAAAGGAAAAGGUUUUACUAGAAGUGAUGAAAAUGUAUUUCUCAGUUUCUACUGCGACUUCCAUGAGAUUCCCUGGGGAAACUGUUAAUGAAUAAAUUUGUGAUGGUCGCAUAAUUUAUAUUGCUAAUAUUGCAAUAUAUUUUGUUCAGAAAAAACUUUGCAUUGAUACUUGAUGUAUAAAUAUAAAAAACAGUAUGCAUACAAACUUUACGUCUGAAAAAUAGUUAAAAGGUAAACAAAUAUUUCGGAAACGCAAAACCAUUUGUUUUUUUUACAAAAAAGUCAUAAACAUCACACAAACAGAACAAUCAUCUUUUCACAAAGUCCUUCAAAUCUUAUAACAAUAUCAUGAAUAUCUU